Rhagoletis zephyria (snowberry fruit fly) is the source of this 1442-nucleotide messenger RNA. Its product is annotated as 1-acyl-sn-glycerol-3-phosphate acyltransferase delta-like. The record is from RefSeq and is a predicted model, not a curated record. Gene Ontology annotation, cellular component: endomembrane system. Gene Ontology annotation, molecular function: 1-acylglycerol-3-phosphate O-acyltransferase activity. NCBI's taxonomy places the organism in Eukaryota, Metazoa, Arthropoda, Insecta, Diptera, Tephritidae.
AAAACAAUUUAAUAGAGAACGAUACCAGCGAAUGAUAUAUCUGUACAUAAAUCAUGUCUUCACUUGGAGAGCUUAAAAAGUUAAGACUGAUACACUUAUGCAUUGCCGUCACUUUCUUCAUAUCCGGACUGGUGAUAAAUCUGCUGCAGUUAAUAUUACAUGUGGGAUUGAAACCUUUCAAUGUUGUGCUUUUUCGGCGCAUCAUGUACUAUCUCUGCUAUUCGCUGAACUCACAACUGCUAUUUUUCGCUGAGUGGUAUUCGAAUAGUAAAUUACAUGUUUAUAUGGACCCCGAUGACUUCAAGAAAUACAGUGGUAAAGAACAUUGUAUGCUUAUGAUGAAUCAUGCUUAUGAAGUCGAUUGGCUCGCCGGUUGGAUGUUUACCGAAAAGAAUGGCGUUUUAGGCAAUUGUAAAGCGUAUGCAAAGAAAGCUAUUUCCUAUGUGCCUGCAAUCGGUUGGGCAUGGUAUUUCGCUGAAUUUGUGUUUUUGGAACGUUCAUACGACAAGGAUAAGGAGAUAAUUGCACGUCAACUAAAGGAGGUGUUUGCCUAUCCAGAUCCUGUAUGGUUGCUGCUGAAUGCUGAGGGAACGCGCUUCACGCCGAAGAAACACGAGGCUUCUGUUAAAUUUGCACAGGAGCGUGGUAUGCCUGUGUUAAAGCACCACUUGAUACCGCGCACAAAGGGCUUCACUGCAAGCUUACCCACCCUACGUGGCCGUUGUCCAGCCAUCUAUGAUAUUAACCUGGCCUUCAAAAAGGAUGCUAAGAACCCACCAACUAUCUCUACACUGCUGAAUGGACUUCCGAUAGAGGGUUUCAUGUUUGCACGUCGCAUUCCACUCGAGAGUGUGCCUGAAGACGAGACAGCGGCUGCUGAGUGGCUACAAAAUUUAUUCCGCGAAAAGGAUCGCAUUAUCGAUAGUUUCCAUACAACAGGCAGCUUCUUUGAAACGUCCGGCUUUAAGGAAGUGCCUGUAAUGCAUUUUAAAUAUCGGCCAUAUAAUUUUUUGAAUUUUGCACUCUGGGCUGUAUUCUCGAUAUCACUAAUACUCUACUAUUUGGUGUCUUCAUUUUUGUCUCAAAAUUGGAUUGGCCUUUCGAUUGCUGUCGGCAUACUAUUAGCGAUCUACAUACUUAUGGUUAAGUCGAUCAAUAUGUCGAAAAUCAGCAAAGCUUCAUCUUAUGGCUCCGAAACACCAACGCAACAACAACAAAAGUCGAAGUAACUGAAAUGUUGAUAGAAGGGCUUGCGGGCAAACAACUUGUAAGCGUCCAUAAGUUACAAAUUUUAUCAAAUAUGCAUAAGCGUACACACAAAAUAAAGCGUACAAGCGAUAUGAUUAGAAGAGUAUCUUAUACAAACAAACAUACAUAUAUAGCCGUAAAUGUAUUUUCACAAUAUCAUGUUAAAGUGAAAGAAGUGGAUUAAAUUUUUAUUU